AACUGCCGAUGCCAGGCGGGAGUCCGAAAGGCAGCUGACUGGGCAAAGCCUUCGCCAGCCCCAGCUAGAACGCCGGCAGCCGGCACCAGCACCAGCACCAGCGCACGGAGGAGCUCUUCUUGGCGGCAUGACGGAGUGAAGGCUGGCAGGAGCAGCAGCAGCUGAACGACUUUAGGAAUACCGAUCGAUGCCAGCGCUGGGGACUUGCGGUGGAGGAUUUCAAUGAUUUGGGGAUCUGGGUGGAUUAGUGCUCCGUAAUUCCGAGGCGGAGGAGGGAGAGGAGUGGGGAGGAGACGGGGUCCCUCCCCCCUCCCCCCCCAAAAGGAGCGCAACAAGAGAGUCCUUCUCCGAGCAGAGAAACAUGUAAAGAAAGCUGCUGUGGCUAGAGUCGCACACAGGGAGUUUUGAGAUAUACGCUCCCUUUCUUCCUUGCUCUUCUCCACAGGAUGGAACAGAGAAAGCUCUGGCCUCGGACAUGGGACUCCGAUGGCUGGUCAGUGGCCCUGGCAUUUCUUUUCUUAGUCUUUUUACAGAACAUUAACAGCACUCCUAUCUAUAAUACGUUUCAUCCUGAGAACCGUGACUGGACUUUCAAUCACUUGACAGUCCAUCAGACAACUGGGGCAGUCUAUGUGGGAGCCAUCAAUCGGGUUUACAAGCUGUCUGGAAACUUGACUGUCUUGGUAGAUCACAAGACGGGUCCUGAGGAAGACAACAAGUCCUGCUAUCCACCACUAAUUGUGCAACCCUGUACUGAGAUCCUGACUCUGACGAACAAUGUUAACAAGCUCCUGAUCAUUGAUUACUCAGAAAAUAGGCUGCUGGCCUGCGGGAGUCUCUAUCAAGGUGUCUGUAAAUUGCUGCGCCUGGAUGACCUCUUCAUCUUAGUGGAGCCAUCUCACAAGAAAGAACACUAUCUGUCCAGUGUCAACAAGACUGGCACUAUGUAUGGAGUUAUAGUUCGUUCUGAGGGAGAAGAUGGGAAGCUGUUCAUUGGUACAGCAGUGGAUGGUAAGCAGGAUUACUUUCCCACCCUCUCUAGCCGAAAGCUGCCUCGUGACCCAGAAUCCUCAGCUAUGUUGGAUUAUGAGCUCCACAGUGAUUUUGUUUCAUCACUAAUCAAAAUCCCUUCAGACACAUUGGCCUUAGUAUCUCACUUUGAUAUCUUCUAUAUCUAUGGAUUUGCCAGUGGAAAUUUUGUUUAUUUUCUGACUGUCCAGCCAGAAACUCCUGAAGGGGUUUCUAUCAAUUCAGCCAGUGACCUUUUCUACACAUCUCGGAUUGUGCGUCUUUGCAAGGAUGACCCUAAAUUCCACUCCUAUGUUUCUCUGCCCUUUGGUUGUGUCAAAGGUGACGUGGAAUACCGUCUACUACAGGCAGCUUACCUUUCUAAGCCAGGGGAGGUGCUUGCCAGAUCCCUGAACAUCACUGCCGAGGAUGAUGUCCUUUUUGCUAUUUUUUCCAAGGGACAAAAGCAGUAUCACCAUCCCCCUGAUGACUCUGCUCUUUGCAUCUUUCCCAUCCGUGCAAUCAAUGCCCAAAUUAAGGAACGGCUACAAUCUUGCUACCAGGGGGAAGGCAACUUGGAACUCAACUGGCUACUAGGGAAAGAUGUCCAAUGUACCAAGGCGCCAGUUCCAAUAGAUGACAACUUUUGUGGAUUGGACAUUAAUCAGCCGCUGGGAGGCUCCAUACCAGUAGAGGGAGUGACCCUGUAUACAUCCAGUCGUGAUCGGAUGACUUCUGUUACAUCAUAUGUCUACAAUGGCUACAGUGUGGUGUUUGUGGGUACCAAGAGUGGCAAGUUAAAGAAGAUCCGAGCAGAUGGGCCUCCUCAUGGUGGCAUUCAGUAUGAAAUGGUACCAAUAUUCAAGGAUGGGAGUCAUAUCCUCCGUGACAUGGCUUUUUCCACAGAUCAUAAUUACCUCUAUGUCAUGUCAGAAAGACAGGUGUCCCAGAUUCCUGUUGAAUCCUGUGAACAGUAUACAACCUGUGGAGAAUGUCUGAGUUCAGGAGACCCUCACUGUGGCUGGUGUGCUCUGCAUCACAUAUGUUCACGGAGGGAUAAAUGCGAGAGAGCCAAUGAACCUUUCCGAUUUGCAGCCAGCAUCAACCAGUGUAUGAGUGUCAUUGUUCAACCUAGCAGCAUCCCAGUUUCUGAGCAUAGUCUUCCGCUCAGCUUGCUGGUGAAUGAUGCUCCGGACCUGUCACCUGGCAUAAUUUGUGUAUUUGGAAACCUCACUGAAAUAGAAGGCCAGGUUCUGGGGAACCAAAUUAUAUGCAUCUCUCCAUCCCCUAAGGAUGUCCCUGCCAUACCUGUGGACCAGGACUGGUUUGGCAUAGAGCUUCUGUUGAAAUCCAGAGAAACUGGCAAGACGUUUGUCAGCACAGAGUUCAAAUUUUACAACUGCAGUGCCCACCAGCUAUGCCUGUCUUGUGUCAACAGUGCUUUUCGCUGUCACUGGUGCAAAUAUCGAAAUCUGUGCACUCAUGAUCCAACAACAUGCUCUUUUCAGGAAGGACGGAUCAAUGUUUCUGAGGACUGCCCACAGUUAUUUCCUACAGAAGAAAUUUUGAUCCCUGUUGGUGAAGUGAAGCCCAUCACACUGAAAGCUAGGAAUUUACCCCAACCGCAAUCUGGCCAGCGUGGAUAUGAAUGUGUUCUCAAUAUCCAAGGAGUGAUUCAUCGUGUACCUGCUCUUCGCUUCAAUAGCUCAAGUGUACAGUGCCAGAAUAGUUCGUACUUCUAUGAUGGAAUGGACAUAAGUAAUUUAGCUGUAGAUUUUGCUGUCGUUUGGAAUGGAAACUUCAUUAUCGACAACCCAGAGGAUAUGAAAGAUCCUGACACUGUCAGGUCCACCAGAAGGAGGAACACGAGUCACUAUUCGUGGUGUCAACCUGGGGCUGGAUUUCUCUGAGAUAGCCCACAAUGUACAAGUAGCUGGUGUGGAAUGUGUUCCACUAGAGGACCAGUACAUUAUUGCUGAACAAAUUGUGUGUGAAAUGGGGCAAGCUGAGCCUGACAUUAGCUCUGGUCCUGCACUCCUCUGUAUUGGAGAAUGCAAAUCAGAAUUUGUGGCCAAGUCUGCACAACAUUACACAUUUGUGAAUCCUGCUGUGGGUUAUUUGAGUCCCAGCCGUGGACCAGAGUCAGGAGGGACUAUGGUGACCAUUACUGGCCAUUUUCUGGGAGCUGGCAGCAGUGUGUCAGUAUUGCUGGGUAAUCAGACCUGCGAGUUUUAUGGGAGGUCAAUUAAUGAGAUUAUGUGUGUGUCUGCACCUUCUACCCAUGGUCUUGGACCAGUGCAUGUUUCUGUCAGCGUGGACCGGGCCCAGCUAGAGAGCACAUUACAAUUUGAAUACAUUGAUGAUCCAAAAGUUCAUCGGAUUGAGCCUGAAUGGAGCAUAGCCAGUGGCCACACGCCUGUCAUUGUUAUGGGAUCUAACCUGGAUGUUAUACAAGAGCCCAGAAUCCGAGUGAAGUACAACGGCAAAGAAUCUGUCAAUGUUUGUAAAGUUGUGAAUACUACCACCCUCACUUGCCUGGCUCCUUCACUUACAUCACAGUACCGACCAGGUCUGGAUGCUGUUGAAAGACCUGACGAAAUUGGAUUCAUCUUUAAUAAUGUUCAAUCUUUAUUGAUUUAUAAUGACACAAAAUUUAUUUAUUAUCCAAACCCUACCUUUGAACUUUUGAGUGCUACUGGCAUCUUGGACCAAAAGCCAGGAUCACCCAUUAUCCUGAAGGGUAAAAAUCUGUGUCCACCUGCAUCAGGUGGAGCAAAGCUGAAUUAUACUGUUCUGAUUGGAGAAACUCCCUGCACAGUCACCAUCUCUGAGACACAAUUACUUUGUGAACCUCCAAAUCUCACUGGGCAACAUAAAGUUAUGGUGCAUGUAGGUGGCAUCAUUUUCUCACCUGGCUCAGUGAAUGUGAUCUCAGAUAGCCUGCUGACUUUGCCAGCUAUUGUCAGUAUUGCAGCAGGAGGCAGUCUUCUUCUCAUCAUAGUCAUCAUAGUCCUCAUUGCCUACAAGCGUAAGUCUCGUGAAAAUGAUCUCACACUCAAGAGACUUCAGAUGCAGAUGGACAACCUCGAGUCUCGGGUAGCUCUUGAGUGCAAAGAAGCUUUUGCAGAGCUGCAGACAGACAUCAAUGAGUUAACCAGUGACCUGGACCGCUCAGGGAUCCCGUAUCUUGAUUAUCGCACAUAUGCCAUGAGAGUCCUCUUCCCUGGCAUUGAAGAUCAUCCUGUCCUGCGUGAACUAGAGGUCCAAGGGAAUGGACAGCAGAAUGUGGAAAAAGCCCUGAAGCUCUUUGCCCAGCUACUCAACAAUAAGGUUUUUUUAUUGACAUUUAUCCGUACCCUGGAAUUACAACGAAGUUUCUCCAUGCGUGACCGGGGCAAUGUGGCUUCCCUCAUCAUGACAGGACUUCAAGGAAAGCUAGAAUAUGCCACUGAUGUCCUCAAGCAAUUGUUGUCUGACUUGAUUGAGAAGAACCUGGAGAACAAAAACCACCCUAAAUUGCUCCUACGCAGGACAGAGUCUGUAGCUGAGAAGAUGCUGACUAACUGGUUUGCUUUCUUACUCCACAAAUUCCUAAAGGAAUGUGCUGGAGAACCACUCUUCAUGUUGUACUGUGCCAUCAAGCAACAGAUGGAGAAAGGCCCAAUUGAUGCUAUUACAGGGGAAGCACGUUAUUCCCUCAGUGAGGACAAGCUGAUCAGGCAGCAGAUCGAGUACAAAACACUAAUCUUGAACUGUGUGAAUCCUGAUAAUGAAAAUAGUCCUGAGAUUCCCGUGAAGGUGCUUAACUGUGAUACUAUCACACAAGUCAAGGAGAAAAUUCUUGAUGCAGUAUAUAAAAAUGUUCCAUAUUCCCAAAGGCCUCGAGCUGUUGACAUGGACUUGGAAUGGCGCCAAGGCCGAAUAGCACGUGUGGUACUUCAGGAUGAAGACAUCACAACCAAGAUUGAGGGUGACUGGAAGCGGUUAAACACAUUGAUUCAUUAUCAGGUCUCUGAUCGCUCUGUAGUUGCCCUUGUUCCUAAACAGACUUCUUCUUAUAAUAUUCCUGCUUCUGCCAGCAUAUCACGGACCUCAAUUAGCAGAUAUGAUUCCACAUUUCGGUACACAGGUAGCCCAGAUAGUCUUCGUUCAAGGGCACCCAUGAUUACGCCUGACCUAGAGAGUGGAGUGAAAGUCUGGCAUUUAGUCAAAAACCAUGACCAUGGUGACCAGAAGGAAGGAGAUCGGGGAAGUAAGAUGGUAUCAGAGAUCUAUUUGACACGGCUGCUAGCUACAAAGGGUACACUGCAAAAGUUUGUGGAUGACCUGUUCGAGACUUUGUUCAGUACUGUGCAUCGAGGCAGCGCUCUCCCACUGGCUAUCAAAUAUAUGUUUGAUUUCCUAGAUGAGCAAGCAGAUAAGCAUGGCAUCCAUGACACUGAUGUGAGGCAUACCUGGAAGAGCAAUUGUCUUCCUCUUCGCUUCUGGGUGAAUGUAAUUAAAAAUCCACAGUUCGUCUUUGAUAUCCACAAGGGAAGUAUCACCGAUGCCUGCCUCUCAGUUGUAGCUCAGACUUUUAUGGAUUCAUGUUCCACCUCAGAGCAUCGACUGGGCAAAGAUUCCCCCUCCAAUAAGCUGCUGUAUGCCAAGGAUAUACCCAGCUAUAAAAGCUGGGUAGAAAGGUAUUAUGCAGAUAUUGCAAAACUCCCAGCCAUCAGUGACCAAGACAUGAAUGCCUACCUCGCAGAACAGUCACGUCUGCACUAUGUUGAUUUCAACAUGCUGAGUGCGCUCAAUGAAAUAUACUCCUAUGUCAGUAAAUACAGUGAGGAGAUCAUUGGGGCUCUGGAGCAGGAUGAGCAGGCGCGCCGGCAGCGCUUAGCAUACAAAGUAGAGCAACUUAUUGGUGCCAUGUCUAUGGAAAGCUGAAGAAAGGAGCAGGAACUCCUAGGAAAAAAACAUAAGGAGUGAUUGCAAAGACUUUGGGGAAUUAAGGAAAUUGGCAAAGAGGCCACAAAGAAUAUAUUGGGAAUACUGUGAGACCCUCCUACAAGAAGCAAAGGUUGCCCCUGUUUCUUAGCUCAAAACUCACAAAAUUCCAGUUGAAAGAAUGAAGGAAAACAACAGCAACUGUGCAUCUCAAACAUCAGUUGGAUUUAUCAAAUAGUUCAGCUAUUCAAGCUGUAACCUUGAAGGUCGUUGGAAGCUUAGACUUCUCCAUGACUGCUGCUUUGCAUGAAAAUUGUUUGGUGUAUAUUAAGAGAUAACAAAAAACAAUAUUUAAAGUUUUUUUAAGAAAAAGAAAAGAGAAGAAAAAAGGUAACAAAAGCGCAGUGGCUACGUCUUCUUGAAGAUUCCACUGUACAUUGCCCCUCACAUCAUACGAGAACCUCGUUGUUCAUGGCUCAGAUGAAUGGUUUGCAAGUAGAUUCUCCUACCUUAGAGAAUACUUGAAAAAACUCCAUUAUUCAUCUGCCUGGGAACUUAAAAAAAUAUCCCCAGGAGCACAAAUUUGCACCAAGCCUUUUAAAUAGUGCAGUUGGAAAGGAAAAUCCAGCAUUCUUCAAGAGUCUUUUAGCAGGAAUCUAUGUGAGUGGAAAAGCCAUCUGGUCACGCAACUCAUCUGUGCUGAAAUCCAGCUUCAACUAUGUAUUUAUAGAGUACUGAUAUUUUUUUAAUACUCCUUAUUUACCAUUGAAGGGACACUAUGAUUUUAUGAAAGUCCUUCAUUCCUCUUCUACUUUGACACAAGAUUUCCCUCAUUGAAGUGAUUCCUUCCUGUUUUUAUGUAUUGACAGUUGUGUUCCUAAGGAAUGUCUGAUCCUUUUGAAGCUAAGGAAGUUGUGAUGGUUAAAAAUGAACUGGUGCAUUAUGCACUUUUGUAGGUGCAAUCCAUAUAAAAACUGAUUGGCUUUCUUAGUUGCUUAGAGUGUUGAUUGAUCAGUUAGCUUUUGAGUUGUUUGUUUUUCCUAGUCACCACGUGAUUUCUUGCUUUUAAAAAAGUGUUUACAGCAAGCAGUACUUGAACAGUGUAGACCUAGUGAGUUAACAUAUUUAUUGCUUUCCUGCUUUGAAUUCACUUAUGCAGUCAGAAAAAAAUGGCUGCAUUUUUCUCACACGAUAUGAAAGAUCAUGCAGAGGUCAAACAUAAGACUUCAAUGUCUCCUGGGAGAGGGAAAUGGGGGCACCUUCUCUCUGGACAAAAGGAAAUGGCACACUCUACAUGCUGGCUAAUUACUGUAGUCUUGUCUGUGUCCAUGUGUCUCAACUCAGAUUAGAUUUUUUAAUUGACCCUAGAAGUCCAUUUCUAAGUGAUCAGUAAAAGGCUGAUGAUGUCUGUGAGUUGUCAUUGCUCUUUACAAAUGACUUUAAAAAAAAACAAACCAAAGUCCCUUCAAGAGUGCUAAUAGCAGGUGGGAUGCUGUAAACAUUUCUGUCUGUAAUGAAUAUUGACGUUUGGACAGGCUACAGUUAAAAGGGGUGAGAAGAAGGGCAAGGUGAUUAAAACUAAUGGAAGGCAGAAUAUUGGGCCCAUGAGUGCUGUUCCCAUGAAUGAAGUCAGACUUGAAGAGUACAAAAUGGCUUUUCUGGGUGUGUCUGUGGACAGGCACGUGGAUUGGAUUACGAUUCUACCAAAUUAUGUCACAUUUUCAGUAUAAGAAAAAUAAUGUGAUUACAAUAAUGUGAAUGGGAUUAGAGGAUAUUAUCAUUUGUCAGGCAUACCUCAGUUCUAAAAUCCUAAGCGUUUUAGGAAGUGGAGGUUUUCAGAAAUAAUCCUUAGCUAGUUUUUUUGUACAAAGUUCUAUGUAGGGAAGUCAGGCGAACCCAAACUUUUGCUGCUGUUCCAUGUCUACAAUACUUCAUCCUGUAUCUAGGACCUUUUGUCAUGCGGUCUGAAACAGGAGUUAGCCUGCUAUCUCCUGCUAUAAACAGCUAUCAUCACACUCUUCAUUCAUGAAGGAGAUUCCAGAACAAUUAACAUGAGGGAGGCAGAACUGUUGACCCCAUCCUGUAAAAUUGCUCCCUGGACAUCUGCAGAGAGGAAGCCUCUCACACUAUAUUGCUCUAUGCACUUAGAACAAGGUGAUGCAUACUGAAAUCUAUUUCAAAGGUGAGCAGCCUGCAAAUGAUUGAAUAGAUUGCUUUAUUAGCAUAGCUCAGCUUCUAAUUAAUUCUGAGGAAUUCUUUUAUAGUGAGCUUCAUCUACUAGUAUGCUCUGCUUAGCCCCCACAUCAGAAAGGAGGAAAUUGCUCCUGACCAAUAUGCCCAUUUGGACCAGUGAUAUGUAGAUGGGUCUUUAAAAAAACACCACUAAGAUUCCCUUCCCUCACCUACAAUGGAGAGAUUGCUUCCACAAAAGGCUGAGUGAAUUUGGUACCACAUGUUUUAACUGAAUUGCAUAUUUUGUGAGAAUCUCUCAUUCUUCUAAUCAUUAUCCUGAAUUCUGCCAGCAAAGGGGUAAAUUAAAGGACCAACUUACUGUUUUAAUUAUAAUUCAUCAAAGCAGUGUCAACCCCCCUUUUCCCCUUGAUAAUUUACUUUCAUAAGUUUCCUUGGGUCCUAUUAAUAGCCUGAAAGAAAUACUAAUGAUUGACCUUGUACAAUAAGCCAAAGCCUUUGACAUUCUCAGCAGUCAAAGAUUUGCAGCCAAAAAAAAAUCUGAUUUACACUGACUUGGCAAGAGCAGAGAGUAGCAGUUAAAUGCCUGAAAUGUCUCAGAAGGACAGCAUAUUUUCAGAAGCAUUACUUCCAUGUCCUUUAGCACGCAAGGGAAUUUGAUUGCAAAGGAAGAAUUGUCUCUUUUAGUCCUAAACUUAAUUGACAAAGGUACUAUGUUUAGCAGCUUAUUUUUAUCAAUGGAUUUUCUACAUUUCCAAUUACAAGCAUUUCACAGUGAAUUCUCCUUGGGCUUCUUUUAUGCAUUUGUAUUAGUUUUUGCUGUUGUGUUAGAUGAACUAUAUAUUUGAAGUGUCAAUAUUCCAAACUAAAGCUGUAUCUAGUUGUAGUUUCUUACAUCUUUAGUCAGAAAUGGGGGGAAAAAUAUCACUCACCAGGAUUUAUCAUCUAAAAACAAUGAGUUGUUACUAUAGAUACCCUUGUUUAGACUGUACUAUCAGUGCUGGACCUGCUGGUCCCUAUAAAUUAAUAAUGAACAGGUUAGGGAUUGAAAAAAUACUCAUAGAGUUGGCAAGAAUCAAAUCUGUUGAUUCAAAUAUAUUUGCAUAGGUCCUUUCACAGCAACUACUGCAUUCUACAAUCAGUUUUCCAUUGCAGAUGUGUAACAUCUAUUUCGAAGGCUGGAUGAGAUUUUCUAGGCAAUCGUACUUUAUCUAAUAGUUUUUGCUUGCUACUUUGAUACAACUUAUCCUAAAGCAAAUUUGGAAUUAAAUGCAUGACUUUCAUUUCAUGGUCAAUUUACAUGGCUAUAAAGAGUAUAAACUGCUGCUGCAGGACCUCAGUCUUCCCAGCCUGAACCAUCACUAUCCCCAAUGCCUUGGGCCAUGUUCAAGAAUUGUUGAAGACUGGCCAAAUCCACAGGCAUUUACCUAAUAUUGUGAGGUUAAUCUAAAGUGAAAAUUUCUUUGGAAAACAAUAAGGCUUGAGCAUAUAGAACCAUGAUUUUUUUUAAGGUAAUAUUGCCCAUCCUGCUAUCUUAUCCUGAUGUGUCAGUUCUAGCUUAUUUCAUUUCAGAUGUUCUUACAUCAAAGCCAGAUAUUACAUUCCUGGAAUUUUUGUUCCUAACACUUCUUUUUUGUGUGUGAAUAAUUCCAUUUUAGCUUUCACUUGAUGAGUGCUAUCCAAAGCCAUCAAAGAACUCAAAGCAAGGAGGCAAUGAUGUGCUAAUCAGAUGUUUCUUUCCUUUUGAAGACCUUUAUUGUAUAAAGCUCCAUCAUGUUAGCAGACGUGUCUGCCUUUCUUGAUUUUUUGUCGUAGUACUAAAAUUCUGUACCCACUUCACCUGUCCAACCAAUCAGCAGGUCUUUUUAAUCUGUAUUCAUUUUUGUGUAAUAGAUUCCAUUUAAAAAGGAACAAAAAGAGUAAGCAGCUGAAUGUGCUGUAGUUCCACUCAGAAUAAAUGAACAAUGAAAAUUGUAAGUGAAGCUGGAAAUUAAACAGUUUCUCUCUUCCUUAUAGAUAAUAUCUUAAAAGUAAUUGGAAAUCAUCUGUCUUAUUCAGGAUGAUGGCAAUCUUCACCUUAUUUAGGAAAAAUAUAGUGAGGAGGACUAGCAGGGAUCCCUGCAUCCUUGUCACAAUGGAUUACCUUUCAUUUCGUAUCAGAAAAUCUAGGAUAACUUCUAGAUCUUUUUCAUCGAAGUAUCCUCCCCUUCCAUGCUGCUGCUAUUGCUUACAUCACAGGGUAAGGAAAGUGGCACGGUGAUACCUUGUUUUUAGUUGUAGGGAUUCCGAGUCAUUUUUUUAAAAAAAACAUUUUCAGAAAUAACUAUUUCUCUAAAUAAUUUAUAAUGUAUUUGAGUUUAAACUAAUUUCCUUUCCUGUUUUUGUAAUAGCUGAGAUAUAUCUAUCUAGAUUUUGAGACACUUCUCCAGUGCUUGCAAAAGAUUCAAUUGUAUACUACGCAGCCUCCCACUGGACAAUUCUGCUGAUAGUCUAUGACAGGGGUGUCACGUUGUUCUCACGUGACGUAUUGUGACUUUUAUUCUCUUCGCUAAACUGGGGGGGGGGUCACAGCAUAUGACGCAUUUGGCCCGCAGGCCGUGAGUUUGACACUCUUGGUCUAUGGAGAUUCUCAGUCAUUCAGGUCAUGGUUGUCCCAAAGGUGCUU
Molecule: messenger RNA, 10792 nt
Organism: Thamnophis sirtalis
Lineage: Eukaryota; Metazoa; Chordata; Lepidosauria; Squamata; Natricidae
Source: RefSeq, a predicted model, not a curated record